Messenger RNA from Phlebotomus argentipes, 2181 nucleotides. RefSeq lists its product as uncharacterized. Gene Ontology annotation, cellular component: Golgi membrane. Bases 238 to 1818 code for a protein of 526 amino acids. Gene Ontology annotation, biological process: protein palmitoylation. Gene Ontology annotation, molecular function: palmitoyltransferase activity; protein binding. The record is from RefSeq and is a predicted model, not a curated record. NCBI's taxonomy places the organism in Eukaryota, Metazoa, Arthropoda, Insecta, Diptera, Psychodidae. The transcript has 2 exons.
AAGUGCGCAGAAAUUGAUUUUUCCUCCAAAACAAUCGAUUUUGCUGCAUUCAGUGACGUGUGUUUAGUGAAAGUGACUCCAAAUCUGAUUUAGAGGGAUCCAGCGAGGUGUUUUGUUAGGCAGUGAAGGAAUAUCAAUAUCCCAAUCGUGGCAGACAGCAUCAAGACGCAGAGUAAGAUUCACCCAAGCCCUGGGGCAGCUCGCAAUGUGUGGGCCCUGCCCCUCACAGCUUGUGGGAUGGUGACGGAGGAGAAUAGGGAUGCUACCACCACUCCCACUAAUGACAAGGACAAUAACAUCCUGGAGGAGGCGUCCAGCACGGAGGACAUCUUCGACGUGAUCAAAAACGGAGAGGUGUCCGAUGUGGAAAAUCUGGUGGAGAAGCUGGGGGCAGAGACCCUGUCUGCGCGGGAUAAGCACGGGUACACGCCAGCUCAUUGGGUGGCCCUGGACGGAAAUGCCGAGAUGAUGCGGUAUCUCGUGGAGAGGAACGCUCCUGUUGAUCUGCCAUGCCUGGGCACUCAAGGACCGCGGCCUAUUCACUGGGCUUGCCGCAAAGGCCACACUGCAGUUGUGCAGGUUCUCCUGCUGGCCGGAGUGGCAGUGAAUGCGGCCGACUUCAAGGGUCUCACUCCGCUGAUGACGGCCUGCAUGUACGGUAGAACAGCCACGGCGGCUUUCCUCCUCGGAAUGGGCGCUCACAAUCAUCUCACGGACAUCAAUGGAGACACAGCACUUCACUGGGCCUCAUAUAAGGGCCACGCAGAGCUUAUUCGCUUGCUAACCUAUUCUGGAGUGGAUCUCCAGAAGACCGACAACUUUGGCUCUACGCCUCUACAUUUGGCUUGCCUGUCAGGGAAUCUCCUGUGUGUCCGUCUCUUGAGUGAGAAAAGUAACUUGGAUCUCGAGCCGAAGGACAAGAACGGCAAGACUCCACUCAUGCUGGCCCAGAGCCAUCAGCACAGCGACGUGGUGAAACUGCUGAAUAACGAAAUCAAGAAGAAAUCUCGCUGGUUUCCGCCCAUCUCUGAACUCUGGGGGCUUCUCUUCGGCGGCGCCGGCAAUUCCAAGGGUCCACUGCUUCUCUUCGUGUGCUCUGUACUGCUCUGGGGCUAUCCCAUGUAUAUGAUAAGGUGCAUUCCCAUAACUUGGAACAUUCUGAGGAGGUCGCACUACUGCUUCAUAUACUGGAACGCUGUGAUGUGGAUCAGCUGGAUAAUAGCAAACCGCCGGGAUCCCGGAUACAUUCCAUUGAAUGCCGAUUCCUAUUAUCGCGCCAUCAAGCAGAUCCCCUACUUCGACAAGUGGAAGAAGCGCAACGUCUUCCUCUCGCGCCUCUGCCACAGCUGCCGCUGCCUUCGUCCGCUGCGCGCCAAGCACUGCAGGAUUUGCAAUCGCUGUGUAUCCUAUUUCGACCACCACUGCCCGUUCAUCUACAACUGCGUGGGACUGCGCAAUCGCAUGUGGUUCUUCCUGUUCGUGCUCAGUGUCGCCAUCAACUGCAGCUUCACGAUCUACUUCGCGUGCUAUUGCGUCAUGAUCGAGGGCUUCACGCUGCUCUACGUCCUGGGACUGAUGGAGGCUUUUCUGUUCUGCGGCCUCGGCUGGAUUCUUACGUGCACAUCCAUCCUCCACGCCUGCAUGAAUCUCACCACUAAUGAGAUGUUUAACUACAAGCGCUACCCUUACUUGAGGGACAAACGGGGCAAAUACCAAAACCCCUUCUCGCGUGGACCAGUGCUGAAUUUGUUUGAGUUCUUCGUCUGCCUUCCGGACCGGAUUGACGAGAGCGAAAUAAAUGUGGAUGAUAAUCUCUGAUAACAAUUGCAGCGCGAAAUAGCAUUGAUGAGGUUUAUUUUAAAUGAUCUUUCAUCAAAAUCUCUAAUUAUUCACUUGAUUGUACAAUGUUAAGAUUAUUUCCCAAAAGUGCUUUAACAUACCAUAUGGAAGAGAAAAUUGUUGAAUAAGAAGCUUGUAGCUUUUAGGUUUUUAAACUUAAUAUACUGCUUUGUGCAAGUUUAUACGCAAUACUGAAUCCGACCAACAAUGCUAAAUUAAUUUUAAAGACACUAAUUCGGCAUUCCUCAAUCACAUGAUAAGGAUACAAACUGAAUAUAAUUAAUAAUCACUUUAGUUUAUUGCUAUAUUUUAUAUUAACACUUGCAAAUAAAUGUUUUCUCC